AUGACGACGACGACGAAGACGGCGACGGUGACCGAAUGAAUGAUGAUGAAUGGACGAUGCUGAUGGUGUCGCCGUACGUCGCGUGGAAAUCGGGGAUCGGUUUAAAUUCGUUCAUCUGAGUAAAGCACGCGUACACGUGAGUUAAAAUCGGGAUUGUGCCGGGAGUGUUCAAAAGAAAGCGCAUUUGUUGCAGGAAUGGCAUGGUACGGGCGCCACAAUUCGAAUCCAUCCAUGCGGUGUGCGUGUGUGUGCAAAGAAACAUCCAGCCAGUGUUUGUGAGUGUACGUUUGUGGUGGUAGCUCGUUUGAUGACGGCCGUUUAUUGCUGUUGCUCUUAUCAGCUGUGCAUAAAGGGAGGAUAACCGCGGAAAAAAGGUCCCAUCUUCCGUGUGGUGUCAUUUUUGCUCAAAGUGCAGGUGUGCGAACAAUGUCCUCGGGUGACAAUGAAUAUUACGAUGUGCUGGUGUUCGGAUCGUGCAUAGUGGAUUUCAUAAGCUAUGUGCCGCGGUUGCCCAAGGUCGGAGAAACCCUCCACGGCACCCGAUUCGCCACAGGCAACGGUGGCAAAGGUGCAAACCAAUGUGUGGCCGCCGCUCGGCUCGGUAGUCGAACCGCGAUGAUUGGCAAGCUGGGCGACGAUCCGUGGGGAACCGCCUAUCGCACCACCCUAGCCGCCGAAGGUGUCAACGUGGAGCAGGUGGAAGUGCUGCCGGGCGAAAGCACCGGUAUCGCACAGAUCAAUGUAGCCGCCAAUGGGGACAAUCAGAUCGUAAUUGUAACCGGCGCAAAUAAAUGUCUCGCUCCGGCGGACGUUCUGGCCCGUCCGGAUCUGUUCGAGCGGGCCCGCAUUCUGAUCUGCCAGCUGGAAACACCGAUCGAAGGAACGAUCGCAGCGCUGCAAGCAUUCCGGGGCGUCUCGAUCGUAAAUGCGGCACCAGCCGAAACCAAUCUGCCGCACGCGUUGCUUUCGCUGGCGACCAUCUUCUGCGUGAACGAAACGGAAGCAGCACUGCUGACGGACAUGCCAAGCGUUGCCGAUGUUCAACAGGCAAAAGUGGCCGUGCACAAGCUGCGGGACAUGGGAUGCAAAACGGUCAUCAUCACGCUCGGUGAGAAGGGAGCCGUGUUUGCCGAACCGCACAACCCCACCGUAUACCACGUGCAGCCAUUAAAGGUGAAGAGCGUUGUGGACACUACGGGUGCCGGUGAUGCAUUUAUCGGUGCGUUGGCACAUUUCGUAGCCAAGCAUCCGGAUGCCGCGCUGGGCAAUUGCAUUGCGGCGGCUAAUCGUGUCGCGGCCUGGUCCGUGCAGAAGCCCGGCACACAGGCCAGCUUUCCCCGGCAGGGCGAUGUUGAGCUGCCGGCCGAUUUGGCCACCCUACACGACCAGUGGGAGCGUGUUUGAUCGAUCGAUUCGGUUUACUGGUUUUAUUCUGAUUUAUUUGAAUUCAUUAUAGUCGGCUAACAAAAUUGAAAUAAAAAGGUUCAAACGGUAUCGUUGCUACCAUAUUUUUGCUAACGAA
Molecule: messenger RNA, 1522 nt
Organism: Anopheles stephensi (Asian malaria mosquito)
Lineage: Eukaryota; Metazoa; Arthropoda; Insecta; Diptera; Culicidae
Product: ribokinase
Exons: 4
Coding region: 427-1404 (325 amino acids)
Biological process (GO): D-ribose metabolic process
Molecular function (GO): ribokinase activity
Source: RefSeq, a predicted model, not a curated record